This is a messenger RNA of Theobroma umbraticum, 2498 nucleotides long. Its product is annotated as Ribonuclease inhibitor. The record is from RefSeq and is a predicted model, not a curated record. Gene Ontology annotation, cellular component: cytoplasm. Lineage: Eukaryota; Viridiplantae; Streptophyta; Magnoliopsida; Malvales; Malvaceae. Gene Ontology annotation, molecular function: protein binding.
GUUUAUCUCCUAACCCUGCGAAAGAACCAAAAAAAGAAAAAAGGAAUAAAAUUAGGAAGAAGAGAAAUUUUUGGGGUUUGCAUAUAAAAAAGAUCUUUAGGGGUUUGGUUAAAAUUAUUACAUAUAUUGAGGAUAGAAAGAUUGGGGAGUUUGUUGUAUAUAGAACAAUGGCGUUGAAUUUUUCCCAUCGGCCGAUCUUUCCUGCUCAUUUGACUGAAGAUAAUCUGGUUUCUCCUAUGAGGAUUGCAAAUGGAUACCUUGUCGAAGGUAUUCCAGAGAAGAAUGGAGAUGGGUUUUCGAAAUCAUGGCAUUUGAACUGUGAGGUGGAAGAUUGCUUUGAUUAUGGAAGGGAUAGGAGUGGUGAACGAUGUGGUUCUCAGGAGUCUGUUUCUAAUGACAUUCUUGAUCUUUUGCCAUCGGAUCCUUUUGGAAUGGAUAUCACCACUACUUUCACUGCGAUUACUGGUUGGCUGGAGGAUUUGGAAGUUGAUUAUGGCCGUUAUGUGAGAGAUGAGGUGGGGACUGGUGAUGGGAGUUAUCAGUUGUUUGCGGGAUUGAAUUUUAUUUGGAACAAUGCCAUGAGGUUCCAAACAUUCCCUGGAAGCAUGGGGUUUGAAUGUAAAGGUAGUGUUUCUGGUGGAUUUGGUGGGUGUUCUCAGGUGAAGGAAGGAGAGCAUGUGCCUGGUGGUGCUGGUCUUGGAUCGGCUUGUAAUGUAGAGGACAUUUUUGCUUUUGGGAAUGAAGAUUUGGUUUCUGUUGAUCAGGAAAAUGAAGAAUUUCAAGAUUGUGAGGUUUGUUCUGAUGGAGAUGAAGGAGCUCCUCAUGAAGCUUUGAUUUUGGCCCUCGGUUAUCUGGGUGUACGGGAUCUUUUUGCUGUUGAAAAGGUCUGCACAUCUCUCCGAUAUACAGUUCAGAAUGAUCCCCUUUUGUGGAGGAGUAUUCACAUAGAUCAGCCACUGAAUGAGAAGAUUACUGAUGAUGUUCUUUUGCAAAUAACUAGUAGGGCUCAAGGUAGCUUGCAAUGCUUGAGCCUGGUAGAUUGCCAAAGGAUUACUGAUGAGGGCCUAAAGCAUGUGGUUGAAAAUAAUCCAAAACUAAUAAAGCUGAGUGUACCUGGAUGUACAAGAUUAAGUAUUGAAGGUAUUUUGAAUAGCCUGAAGGCUUUGAAGUCUAUGGGCACACAAGGGGUGAAGCAUUUGAGGAUUGCUGGUGUCUAUGGGGUGACACCGAAGCAUUUUGAGGAGCUGAAGUUCCUGUUGGGCAUGGACAACCAGAUUCAGCAGAUUGUGCACAAGCCGCAUUUUUAUAACAGAGGAAAUUUCUAUCUCUCUUGUGAUGAUGAUCGUGCCAUUGAUAUUGAAAUGUGCCCAAGAUGCCAUAACAUGAGGCUUGUUUAUGAUUGUCCUGCGGAGGGUUGUCAGCAGAAAGAGCAUGCUGCACAGUUAUGCAGGGCAUGCACUCUUUGCAUAGCACGGUGUGUUCAGUGUGGUCGGUGCAUUAAUGACAGUGAGUAUGAGGAAACCUUUUGUCUGGAGUUGCUUUGUUCAGAUUGUUGGAAGCUACAACUGGUGAAGUGCCAGGAGAAGCAGAAUGGGAUGAUUGGCCCAUCAAACUUACCUGCUCUCCAACAGACUGGCAACCUCAAUCUCCAUGGCUAGACUGAAUUGUUUACACAUUUUCUGGUUUCUAAACAUGGUUAAGAUGUUGCGUUUGUGAUAAUUCAAGGCAGCCGGACAGCGAUGCAAAGAUUAUGGUACCAUUUUAUCUUUGUUAUUGCCUUUUUAAUCUGCUAACAGUUUAAAUUUGGGUGAGCCAUAUGGUCCUCUUGAGCCAAGGUUUGGUGAUUUUUGGAGAAAAGCGGGAAAAGAAGAUAAAAAUCUUGGGCUGCAUGUGUUGUCCAAGAUGAAUAAUCUUUUUUCUGUGGUUUCUAUAGUUGGGCAUUGUCACUUGGUUGACAUAUUUGUGUUUGCUUGUGGAUGGUCAAUGCUGAAGUUGGGUGUGACAUGACCUUGUGUAAUUAUGUGCUGUCAAGAGUAGGGUGGAAAGUGUGAGUCGUCAACUUGAACUUUUGGCCUCUCUGUUGCUGGAGGAAUUUGCUGUGAUCCAUCAUGUUGCAAGGCAGGCCAUGCUUCAAGGAUUAUCUCACAUGGUUCUGAGUGGGGUCUGUUUACGGCACCUUUCCACUCUGAGUUGGGAAAUCUAGGCAGCUGUAUGCAAUAUUUGUUCCCUGGAUCCUGGCUUGUUUCUUUAAUAAUUGGAAUUUAUCUUUAUAUUCCACCAUGUGAUUGGAAUUAGGAACGAUACAAUGGUACUUGUUUCUUCCUUGGUUAUGAGGAAGACAUAUUCUAUUGUUUGAUGUAAAAUUUAGACGUUUGCUUCCCCUUAACAUGUUGGAGUGUAUUGGGCAUCACAGAAUAGUGUGCUGCCCAAAUGUAAGAUGUGAAGUGGGAUGUUGUAAAAUAAAAGGUUUACUUAAGCAUCUAUUGCGUUUUCUACAA